This is a messenger RNA of Thamnophis sirtalis, 1122 nucleotides long. NCBI's taxonomy places the organism in Eukaryota, Metazoa, Chordata, Lepidosauria, Squamata, Natricidae. The record is from RefSeq and is a predicted model, not a curated record.
CGAGUUCCACCCACAUGGCUGCCCGAGCGGAUCGGCGGAAGAUGUUACCUGAAAGUGACGAGGGAACUAAAGGUCCGGAGAAGGAAGAGAAACAAAAUGGCAUCCCUAAAGAAGAGAAGCCACGGGGAAAGAAACGGGCCUCUUCUUCCGAAGGCCUCUUGCAGCCGGUGAAAUUGGGCAAAAGUGAGCUGUACAAGGUGCCCACCAAUGAAGAGCUGAGCCACCUCAAGGAGACCGAGAACCUGUUCCAUUCCAACCUUCUGCGCCUGCAGAUCGAAGAGCUGUUGAAAGAGGUGACCCUCAAGGAGAAGAGGAAGCAGCGGAUUGAUGCCCUCCUUCACGAAAUCAGCGGCAUGCUCAACAACGUCCCGGAGGUUCCCGCGAGAGAUGAAGUCUUCCAAGAGAAGGAUAACCUUAACCAGCGCUACCACCGCAAGAGGGCCCUCUACCUGGCCCACCUGGCCCAACACCUGGCCGAGACAAACCGCUUUGGGAGCGUGGCCUUUACUUACAUGAACGGCAACCACCUGAAGCCCCUUGUCCUCCUCCAGCCUCAAGGGAAGGAUGCAAAGAUGGUGACAAUCCGCCUCCAUGCCUGCCCAGCCCCGGGGGUCUUCCGGCCCCUCCGUUUGCACCCCAGCAAAAACAACGUCCGGACAGCUUGGUUCACGGAGAAGGACUCGCCUGGGACAGCCUUCCCUGACGGAGUUCCACCAGGCGUUUCAAGUGGUGUUCGUAGAUUCUUCUGGACUGGUGAACCUGUGUGCAGAUAUGACUGCCAACACUUACAAGCAGCCUCCGUCACAUCUUCAAACUCCAGACGGCUUGCAAGAAGAUGCAGCUGCUCAACGCGUUGAUGGACCGUGGCGGGAAUUACGUGGCCGCCGUUCUCCCGUUCUUCCUCAGCUUGCUGGAGCGUGGACUGGGCCGGCGGUUGACGCUCCUGGCUCAUCAAUUGCCUCAGACACAACCGGCCAUGGAGUUUCGGCAAUUUUGGGGCGAGCGGUCGGAGUUGAGGCGUUUCCAAGAUGGUGCCAUCUGCGAGGCCGUUUUGUGGGACGCUGCAAAUCUCUGCCAGAAACGUCUUAUUCCGGAGCAAAUCAUACGUCAUAUUUUGAAACU